GGCUCCGAAGUCCCCGCCGAGAUCGGCGCACCCCCGGACUCAAGUCGGUCAGAAGAGCUUCGGCUCAGCUAACUAAUAAGACUAAAGAAAACCCCCAAAGUUGAAGCAAAAGCUCAGACGGUGCCCAACCAGCGCAUGGGAAUUAGCAGCUACGGCUACCGCCAGCUCAUGCAGUUUCAACGUUUAUCCACUGAAAGGGUUGCUUCGGGAUCUAGUUAGUCUACAACCUCCCAUUGACUUAUCUAGUGGUUUUUUUCUAUUCUAGUUUCCUUUCAUUCCCCCAGGAACCGGAACCUGUUUUCUUUUCGUCAUACCUUGUUUCCGUCAUCUUAUUCUUCGUAUCAGACUUUGAUAUUGUACUUUUCUGUGUUUCUGAACGAGUUACAAGGAGAAAAGAUAAGAAGAGAUUGGAUCUUGGAUCAUCAUGAAAGACUCUGAUGCGCCGGCGCUGGUUCUCGCCGGGACAACUACGCCCGAGCAGAUCACCACCAAAAACACAUGGAAUACCAAGAACUUGAUAUCGCGACUCGGCACUGACUUUCUUUCUGCUGCGAGCGCUGCUUCAAUGGUAGCGCCCAUCAUUGCCAUUAUCGACCGCUCCAUCAUGGAAAACGCCUCAGGCGCAAACACCCUCGCAAACUCAGUCAAAUCCUCCCUCCGAACCCUCUUCACCCGCCCACACACAAUCCUCUUCUCCAAGCCUACAGCGCUCAUCUUCUGCCUCUACGGCGGGACAUAUCUCACCGCCAACGCCGUCGACACCUCGUUCUCGACCGUCAACAACAAGCCCGCCUCGAGCAUCACAGCCGGAACCACAAAGUUCGCUGCGUCCAGCGCCACAAACAUCGGAGUCUGCAUCUACAAAGAUCAAGUCUUUGUGCGCAUGUUUGGUCCCCCUGGUGUUGUCCCUAGACCUGUCCCUCUCGCUUCAUACACUCUCUUUGCGCUGCGCGAUUGCUUGACCAUAUUUGCCUCGUUCAAUGUGCCGCCUUUGCUGGGACCGUAUCUGGAUAAGCGGUUUUCCGAGGAGAUGAAGAAGAGAGUCUCUGGACUCUAUGCAGCGCAGUUCAUGGCCCCUGCUAUGGUGCAGUUCAUUUCUACGCCUAUGCAUUUGUUCGGUCUAGACUUGUACAAUCGUCAAGCGACUGGACCCGGGGGAGCUGUCGUGACGAUGCGUGAUCGAUUAGAUCUUGUGCGGCGCAACUGGUUCAUCAGCUCUGUCGCGAGAAUAUGUCGAAUUGUCCCUGCUUUUGGAGUCGGUGGUGUCGUCAACAUGAAAGUUCGCAAGAACCUCAUGACCAAGCUGGAGUAGACGACGUCAUAUCCAACACAUCAUCUCAUACUGCAAGAGACUAUUUCCUCUGCAGAUUCUUUUGAUUUCAGGCGUUUACAGUUACGAGGCUACGUGGCUAUGGUUCCAUUUACUUGUUUGGUCUUGUUAAGAUCCACGGCAUCGGGAGUUAAUGUUAAAUCUCAUGGUUUUUCUACGGAUGGUGGAAUACAAAAGAGCAUACGAUGACGAUCCAUCACUCGUAAUAGACUUCUAGAACACGAUAGACAGGAUACUAGGUAGCGAAGGGAAGAGUCAAGACUGAUUACGGCCAACUCGAUGAAAUGAGAAACUGAUCCGAUCUAAGGUAUUCGACCUUGACCUGCAAGUGAGAGAAAUGCAAUUUGUGAACUACAAACACCGCUGACAUUAACAUUGAUAUUCACAUGCAUCGCUUACACAAAAUAACACAAUUGUCGCUUUCAUUCAUCACGCUCAU
Fusarium verticillioides 7600 is the source of this 1769-nucleotide messenger RNA. RefSeq lists its product as hypothetical. Lineage: Eukaryota; Fungi; Ascomycota; Sordariomycetes; Hypocreales; Nectriaceae. Bases 425 to 1312 code for a protein of 295 amino acids. Gene Ontology annotation, cellular component: mitochondrion. The record is from RefSeq and is a predicted model, not a curated record. The transcript is spliced from 2 exons.